UAAGAAAAACGAUUGAGUUAGACGAAGAGGCAAUGGUAGGAGAAGGAUAGUUUGGGUAGACGAAACGGUAGAGUUUUGGUUAUUCUCAGAUUCUUGUUGUUGAGAGACUGAUGAACUACUAGAAAAAAUUACCAGUAUCUCCCUCAAGGUUAAAAGCGUCAUUUACGGUAAAUUGGGGAAUAAAAUGGUAAAGAGAAGGAGGCUUUUUGGUGGUGGGAGUAGGUGAUGCCAAAGUAGACGACUACUAAUAGUAGUAAACAAAACCUUUGGCUUUAACACUCUCCUCCAAAUCCCAGAUCUCUCUCUGUCUCUGUCCCGCGGAGUCCCCGAGAGAUUGAUCACCAUCACUUUUGUACCUUCCUUGUACUACCUAUGGCGUCUGCUAGCUUCGUUAAGCCUAACACCCUCUCUUCUCCAUGGAUCGGCCAACGCUCCUUUGCUCACACCUCUGCUUCUUCUUCUCCUCCUCCUCGAGUCUCCUUCGCGAUCCGCGCCGGUGCUUACUCCGACGAGCUUGUUAAAACCGCCAAAAGCAUUGCAUCCCCUGGGAGAGGUAUCUUGGCGAUCGAUGAGUCCAAUGCAACCUGUGGGAAGAGGCUUGCUUCUAUCGGCUUGGAUAACACCGAGGACAACCGUCAGGCCUACAGGCAACUUCUGCUUACCACUCCUGGCCUCGGCGAUUACAUCUCUGGUUCCAUUCUCUUCGAGGAGACUCUUUACCAGUCCACCAAGGACGGUAAGACCUUUGUCGAUUGCUUGCGCGAUGCCAACAUCGUCCCUGGCAUCAAAGUUGACAAGGGCUUGUCUCCCCUAGCCGGUUCCAACGAAGAGUCUUGGUGCCAAGGCUUGGAUGGAUUGGCCUCACGCUCUGCUGAGUACUACAAGCAAGGCGCUCGUUUUGCCAAGUGGAGGACAGUGGUGAGUGUUCCCUGCGGUCCUUCAGCACUGGCUGUGAAGGAAGCUGCGUGGGGGCUGGCUCGCUAUGCAGCCAUCUCUCAGGAUAAUGGUCUUGUCCCCAUUGUGGAGCCAGAGAUCCUUCUGGACGGGGACCACCCAAUAGAGAGGACUCUGGAGGUGGCAGAGAAAGUGUGGUCAGAGGUGUUCUUCUACUUGGCACAGAACAACGUCAUGUUUGAGGGCAUUCUGUUGAAGCCGAGCAUGGUCACCCCAGGCGCUGAGCACAAGAACAAGGCCUCUCCCGAGACCGUUGCAGAUUUCACGCUCACCAUGCUGAAAAGGAGGGUUCCUCCGGCUGUCCCAGGGAUCAUGUUUCUGUCAGGAGGACAAUCAGAGGCAGAGGCCACACUGAACCUGAACGCCAUGAACCAGAGCCCAAACCCAUGGCAUGUGUCCUUCUCAUACGCACGUGCCCUGCAGAACUCCGUGCUCAGAACAUGGCAAGGCAAGCCGGAGAAGAUUGAGGCCUCGCAGAAGGCACUGUUGGUGAGGGCAAAGGCCAACUCACUGGCCCAGCUCGGCAAAUACUCAGCCGAGGGAGAGAACGAGGAUGCCAAGAAAGGAAUGUUUGUCAAGGGUUACACCUACUGAUUUGUUAAUUUCAGAGAUCGUAAUAAGGAUUAAGGACCAUUGUUGUCUUUUGUUUUUUUUUCCCUUUUUUGUUUUGUCUCUGAGAAAGAAAGACAGUCACGAGUCACGAUCAUAUCAUAUAUGUAUGUGAGCAACGUGAAAACAUCCUCUUAAAUCUAUAUUUCCUCUCAGAAAGACUGAUUACUGUUUGACUGCAAAACCAAAUUGUGUAAUUCUUCUUUUAAGUUUACAAAAUUUUUGGAGGGCGAUUAGGUAAAAUUGGCAUAGUUGCAAGUUCAG
This is a messenger RNA of Arabidopsis thaliana (thale cress), 1827 nucleotides long. It is a transcript of the gene PDE345, whose product is annotated as Aldolase superfamily protein. Gene Ontology annotation, molecular function: fructose-bisphosphate aldolase activity. The transcript is spliced from 4 exons. Lineage: Eukaryota; Viridiplantae; Streptophyta; Magnoliopsida; Brassicales; Brassicaceae. The record is from RefSeq and is marked reviewed. The coding region runs from base 373 to 1548 and encodes 391 amino acids. Gene Ontology annotation, biological process: glycolytic process. Gene Ontology annotation, cellular component: plastoglobule.